AUGGCCAAGGGACCAAGGGAUAAUGAUUUGGGGAUUAAGGCACAGGGGAAGAAGUCCCGACUCCAAAACAAGUCCCCUCCGGUUCCCAAAAUCGUUGUCGCUUCACACGUGGCUCCGGAUUCUCGAGGUCCAUCCGUCAUGGAGAAUGUGAGGUAAGUGUCCCCACCCUCCUUAUCUUACCUUUUAUCGCUUUCAGAAACCAAAUCCUAGGCAGAAUCCCAAUGUUCUGCUUGUCUUUCAUCAAGAUAACAUUCAUUUCAUUUGAUAUGUCCAACUUCAGUUACUACAUUUCCAGUAAUUUUGAUGGUCCAUUACUGGUCAUUGCCGAUUGUUUAUUCAACUUUGGACUUCUUGUUGGAGCGAUUACUGUUUGGGUUUUGUCAGAUAGGUAGGGGCGUCGUCAGAAUUAAAGGAACAUUAAACCCUACAGAUUUCCCCUCUGGGCAUCACUAUUUUUUCUAUCAUUAAUAAAAGUCGGACUCCAUUUUGUGAUGACGAUAACUCUCCCAAUCCCCUGUGUUCUUACAAUUCUGGCGGCUGAAGGUUUACUUCUUGGAUGGACUCAGAGUAUUCUUUUCUUAAAUUCUUUUUCCAAAAUCCCAAAUCCAGCUAAACGACUUCUAAUUGCUGUAAGUGUGAUUUUUUUUGUUACUAUACUCCAAUUACUCGCUUUGAUUUCUCCGAUUUCAGCUUACAUUUCAAGGACUGGCGGUUGGCCAAUUUUUGUCGGCCAUAUUGAUUCAAGAAGAAGAAAAACAAAUAUCUAGUGUGGAGUUACGCAACGAAACGAUGAUGUCUAACUUCAGAUCAGUAUACAAUUCGUAUGUUUCUCCGAAAAUAAUAUAAUACGAUUUAUUGUUUAGUGGAGGUGCUUUGGAACCGAUGGCAUUGAAGUUUCGGAUUCCAUUUCCAAGUAUUUUAUUCGGCAGUGGAAUUUUGCAGGUAGUUCGUAUUCAAAUCGAGUUAUAACGUUAAAUGUUUAAGGGAUUCCUGGGUUAUCUAAUAUACGAUGUCUGGAAGACCCCCGAGGGUACGCCCAAUGCCGCAGUAACCCGUUUGCAACAUGAUUUCCUGGUCGAACAGGCCUCAAAUGACGCUGCCGACAUGCUGCCUAAGCUUACAACUUUAGGCUGUUUGUUUGGAUUCUUCAGCACAUCUCUGAUUACCAUCGUCCCUCACUAUUUAUUUUGCUUCUCUACAUCUGAAAAUCGUUCCUUUUUACUAUAUUUUAGCAUGGUGAGCUCAUAACGUCCCCGGUUCCAUUUACUGGCCCAAAGGUUAUACUUUAUAACAGUUUUUUUCAGCUAGGCUAUGUAUUCGGACGUCUUUUGUUCCUUGUUUAUGCCGUCAAAUUUCCUCCGACUUUCUGGCUUAUCAUCGGAAUGGUUUGUCCUUCCUUUGUCGCAUAAUAUCUCUGCUUUCAGGUAAUCACAGGGGCUUCCAUAUGUACAUUCACAUUCGAGGCAUUUCGAAUGGCUUCUGCUUUAUUCCAUGGAUUAGGGGUCUCCCUAAUCUCACCCGCGUACGCCUUUUUCUUGCUGCGAAUACACGGUAGGUAAAAACGAAGGAUCUUUGACCCAACAGCAAAAAGCGGAGUGGUCACUUAAUUAAUAAUUAGAAUAUAACUUCUGAAUUGUGUUAAUCCUUCCUAGGUGGUCCAAAAAAUAUCUGAAUUCUUUACAGGAACAUCCGUCCACUCUCUGAUUGCUGGUUCUAUUGUUGCCCAACUACUGUACCCGCUUUUUGCAACUCAAAUUUUUUCGAAUUAUGGCCCAGAACUUUACAGUGCAUCCAAUUUUGUGAUCCUCUUGGGAUUGGCGAUUGCGUUUGUAGCUCUCCUGAAUUUAAUGUCAAGCUUGGCCAGUCCAGCUGAUCCGGUCCAGCAGAGAGUUUGGCGAUUCUUCAGAGGAGAAGGGCUGAAGAGGACCACCUCCAUACGGAAGUUUAUUUCCAGCGUCAGAGGAUCCAUUCGUCGUUCCAGAUAUGGUAAACUUCGGAGAGCCAAAAGUCCUCAAGCCGUAGAGGCAACAACGCCGUUAAGGCCUAAUCCCAUAGCGAUGAACAGCUACCGGUCGACUCAGUGUGCAGUGAAAGAGAGCAGAGGAAAGUAUGGGAAGCGGUUGAAUACGUCGAUAGAAGAUGAAAGCAGUAGUGUUUGUGGGACUCCGAAUACACUCAGCCAGGCUAUUACACCCGAACCAACCUCGGAGAUACAUCAGGAAUCAUUAGAAGAUCUUGAAUAAUAUAUAUUCCGCGGUAUUUGUUACACCAAUCGUUACCAGUUGAUCUUUAUGACUCCCCCCGAAGAGUCCUCCACAAAAAGGCGAAGAGUCCUGCUUUUCCAAAAAACAUUAAAAUUUUCAAAAUCACAGCUCAUACAAUUAAAAAAAAUUUUUGGGUGUGACAUGUUUGUUGUAAAUAUUAUAUAUACCAUGAAAAGUUUGAUUGUAAUGUGUAAAAAUGUAAGCGUGAGUGUAAAUUACAAAAAACGUAAAUUCUACUGUAUCAUGAUACCGGAAAAUUUCGCAUGCCGACAUUUCGGGUCAGGGACAACUCGGGUCGCGACAACUCGGGUCAACGACACUUCGGGUCAACGAUACCGUUUAAUUUUUCGCUUCGGGACUGCGAAAAAAGAAUUUUUGGUGAAUUUAAACAAAUUUAUGAAAUGUUUUCGCUUCGGGACUUGGAAAAAUGAAUUUUUUGGAGAAUUUGAGCAAAAUUUUGAAAUGUUUUCGCCUUGGGACUUAGGAAAAAGAGUUUUUUGGAGAGUUUGAACAAAUUUUUGAAAUGUUUUCGCUUUGGGUCUGGGGAAAAGAAUUUUUUUGCGAAUUGAGCUUUAUUUUUUAAGUUUUUUAGGAAAAUAGUGUUUAUAAGCGACGAGCAAAUAAGAAAAUCGUAUCCAUUGCUUAUGUUUUUAACUCGGGAUUUAAACAGAGAGUGCCAGAGAAUGGAGUAAGAAGAUAUUCGUAAUUAUUUUAUGCAAAUAACGAUUUUUCUCGUCGCUUAUAAACAUUAUUUCAAAAAAAUUUUAAAAUAAAGCUCAAUCACCCCUAAAAUAACUAUUUAUCUAAAAAAUUCCAGAAAUAACAUUCGUACCUUAUGUAAAAUAAAAUUGUAACGUUCAGAAACGACUCUCCAAAAAAUUCUUUUUCGCAAUUCCCGAAGCGAAAAUAUUGAACGGUAUCGUUGACCCGAAAUGUCGUUGACCCGAGUUGUCGACCCUGACCCGAAAUGUCGUAGCGCCGAAAAUUUUUAAAUGUAAAAUGUAAAUUUGAUACGAGAAUGCUAUGAGAAUCCACUGAUAAAUCUGACAAAUCACUUACACCUACAAACUGCAUGCUUACCCUUACUGCAGAUUUGCCGAUAUUAGAGUACUUGCAACAUUUCCAUGCCAGAAUUUGCGCUUAAAUUUUCUUUUAGGAUAUUGCUUACACUUAUAAUUUUUGGUGUGCUUCUUAUAGACGGACAACGAUUUAAUGAGUUUUUCUAAUAUGAAUUUGAAAAAAAUUAAAAUUUUUGAUUGAAAAAUUUGGGGGGUCAAACAGACAUUUCUUCCUUGCAUUAUACUCGUUUCGAAGUUUGACCAAACUUUUUACAAACUUGUUUUCCCGCGCUGUUUCCCUUUGAUCUCGACUCUUUCCUCUUCACCCAGUCAGUCCCUUUUUAUUUGCCUGCGGCUCUAUGAAUUAUUGUAGUCUGAAGUGUCUCAAAAUAGUUCUCGCUCAUUUAUGGCCUUCCAAUUUAAUUUAUGUUUAGAGUUUUGUUCUCUCUCUUAUUUUGCAGUAAACUUUUCGCCCAACCUCUGUUCAGGUAAUUCUAAGCUUAUAAAUGUUAUAGAACUUAAUUAUAGAAUAACUGAGGGGACAGCCCAGGUAUUUGAAGAUCGUCUCUCUCAGUAUCUUCCAAUUUGUGCAGAUCGAAUAGAUUCCAAUGUAAUUUCAAAUAUCUGUGCCCAACAAGGAGGAUUACUGUAAGAUCCACUAAAUAAAACAAGUCUUUCAGAGUUAAAUCCUAUAACAAGACAUCCCAUAUUAAUAUUCUGUCUGCGAGUGUCAGAUGCAAUGGAAAUGAAUGUUUUUCUUCACGGCGGUUAUUUUGUAAUCAGGGUCUUAACAUAGAAUGUGGGGAGUCUAUGGCUGAUUCUGGAUGUCCCAAGGAGUUUGUGAAACUUGGCAAAUCGAAAUGUCUUGGGAUAAUAAGCGAUGAGAAUCACGACUACGAGGAGGCUGUCGGAAGAUGCCGAAGUUUUCAUAACAGCUCUCUCGCUUCCCUAGGGUUUAUUGAUACCAAAAAAUUAUAUUUGGCAUUAAAGGAGUUAAACAAGUCCAGGAAUGGUAAUGAUUCUUACUCGGAAGCAUAGUCAAUUUACAGAUGUGCAUCUAUUUCUCACAUCAGCUGUCCGAAUGCGAAGGGAUUGGAGGUGGAGUGAUGGAAUUAUGUUGGACAAAGCCCCGGAAGGCGAGGGAAGAUGCAUGGCUCUACAAUUAGGCGAUGACAUCGUUGCUUUCAAGGCCAUGGAAUGCUCAUUGUCUCAGUUUGUCCCUCUAUGCGAGAUUAAUCUGGCUCAGAAUUGUGCUUUGCCUGGGGAAUAUCAAGGAGAUGUUAGUCAUUCAAUAUCAGGUUUGGCUAAACUAAUUGUUAAUUUUGGGACCCGCUUUUAGGAACCGAAUGUCUCAAAUGGAACGACCCCCGGAUUACUCAGCAUGGAUAUUUCUCGACGGGACAAAGGUUCUGGGAUCAUAAUUCCUGUAGAAUUGUUAACGGGAAUGGAUUAAGACCAUGGUGUAUGAUAUCGGAUCAGUUGUUUGAAGAAUGCCAGGUACCCAAGUGUAAUGUAAAUGAGCUCAGUGAACAUUUUACUCACAACGGUAAGACUUAAGACUUGUGCUUUUGUUAUUCGUAUCUUGAAAAUAUCAUACUGCAAGUUGGGUAACUGAAUAUUUGGGUGACGCACUCGGGUGGUUUCCGGAAAGAUAAGCCUUAGCAGUACUAUCUGAAGGAAUUUACCGAAGAUCAUGUUCAUUUUUUUCUGAGCUGUACUUUUUGAAUGUUAGGUGGCCUUUUACCAGGGUAUUUAUGGAAUAUUUUACCAUAAUGAGUGAGUUGCGUUAGAAAAGUCGUAUUUCCGAAUUUUUUGGUAUAAAAUAUGCAGCAUUUCUUUAUUAGUAAGAAUGUGUUUGAUCUAUGAAGCAUACUGAGUGUGACAUCGAGUUUUGACGGUUUUUUCAUUUUUUCCUGUAUCGUCCAAAAUGUUUUGCUACUCAACAGUACUACUAAAAAAAGUAGAGACCAGAAAAAAUUAACAUGACUUUCGCGAUCAGCACUAUCGAAGACCCUCUAAAUCCAGUGAUUUUAAGAAAUUUUUUUUGAAAAUACUACAUAACAAUACUAUACUAUUCACUUAAAAAGAAAGUAGUAAAUUGCAGUAGCGUCACAGAUCCCGAUGGUAUGUAAAGAAGGAGAAGUCAAAUGUGGCCAGUCGGACGAAUGCGUGGACGCGGAAUUUAUUUGUGAUUACGAGAUGGACUGCUCCAACGGAUUUGAUGAGAGUAAUUGUCGUAUGUUAAAAGCUGUGGUGUCCAAUGUAAUCUAUUUAGCCGACUUCCUUGAGAAUUUCGAUUUAAAAGGCGAAUUUAAAUUGGUGGAUGAAGUCUCUGAAGUCUGGACCAACAUCAGGCGUGCUCAAGGUGUAAGAAACUCCAAAUAAUGGUAUUUAUUUGCUUCAGUGUGCUCAGAGAUGUAUUCAGAAUCCUGAGUUUACUUGUGAAUCUUUUUCGUUCGAUCCGGACAAAGAAAUCUGCUUACUCAGCCGGAUUUCCAAUAAUCCAGCAGUAUUAUUUGAAAGACCAGAUUCAUUUUAUUAUCAGAAGAAAUUUAGUAAAGGUAAGGACACGUGAAGCAUCCUUGGAGAUUGGGAUAACCGAGUAUGUACAGGGUGGGCCACUCGAAACUCCCAAGCUCUUUUCAGGUAUUUCUCCGCCAAUAAUGCGCCAAUUUCUAUAAAAUUUAUAUAAAAAAUUUUUUUUUCUGGGGUAUCUUUAAAAAUGUGAACCAAUGUCCACAGUUGAUACGGUAACUGGAAAUCGUGUUUUAAUUUUUUAUUAUAAAGUUUUUCCGCGAAUUUGGCGAUUUUUCUCUAACCGAAAAUCCAAGUUUCACUGAUUUCGGGCUCCAAAAUUUGGAAUGAAAAUGUCAAAGGUCAGCACGAGUGCCUCCGUGAUCUUAGACGGGCCAUAUUUGGUGGAAGAUAAAUGGGAUGUCUUUGACAUAAAUUUUAUAGAAAUUGGUGCAUUAUUGGCGGAGAGAUACCUGAAAAGAGGUUGGGAGUUUCGAGUGGCCCACCCUGUAUUUUUCUAGAUCUCCUAACUUUUACACAGAAUUCGACCAGUCUUAUAAUCGAAGCGUCAAAGAAUGGGCAAAAAGGUCCCAUUUGUAUGGAUAAUGUAACCCAAACCGAUCAACUAUGCAAAGAGUUUGGAUUCGGGUAAGUGUGGCAUAAUAAUUACAGUACUCCCUUAGCCCGGCCUUAAACUAUCCAGUACUUUUCACUUCCCGAACCGCACAUAUCUGGUCGAUUGAGAGCCUCCGCAAUGAUGUCCCUGAUGCUCUCCUUCCUCUCCCAAGUCCUUCCGAUUGUCGUCGUUUCCUGAGAUGUUCCAAUUGUCUUCCUUCUCAAUUUUCUUGUCAACUGGAACCAGCGUGCAUAGACCAAAACAAAGUUUGUGAUGGCCGAGUUGACUGUAAUGAUGCCAGUGAUGAGAUUGGAUGUCGUAACAUUGCUUGGAGACUAAUUGGGGAAGUUGAGGACGUGAUCCCUGAAGGCCGGGUUCAGUUAUCGUUCCAAAAUAAAUGGACAGAUGUGUGUUCGGAUGGGCUGAAUGAGGGUGAUGUCAGCCGUUUAUGCAGCAAGUUAGGGAAGGGGUAAGUAGGUUUGAAUAGCGUUAUUCUCUCAGGAAAUAUGGCAGGAUAUUGCCCAUUUACGGGCAGAAGUCGACUUCUACAACUUGGUUGAUAAGAUGUGACAACGAAGAUUGUGGGCCCCUGAGGAUGCAUCAAUGCCUAAAUGGGAUCCUUAAUCUCCGGUGUGACAGUGAUGAGCAUUGUAAGUAUUGGAAUACAACCGUUUAUUGUUACAGUGUACUGUGGGCAUCGCUUUUCCAAAGCCCGAAUAAAACGUGUGGUUGGUGGCUUUGAUUCGGCGAUGGGAGCCUUCCCUUGGACAGCUGCCCUCAGAUUCAAUUACGGGGAUGUACAUCAUUGUGGUGCUGUCAUCAUAGCGGAAAGAUAUCUUCUCAGCGCUGCUCAUUGUUUCGAGGCCAACAGAGAACCCAAAGAUUUUACAGUAAUCACUGGAGAUUGGAAUAACCGAGUUAGGGAAGGGACUGAACAAAAGUUUAAUAUUUCUAAAAUUCAUUUCUUUCCCAAUUAUGAAGGUAAGGGAAGAUUGCCGCAACCUUUAGUCAACCUAGAUCUCUUUCAACAUGAUAUUGUGCUCUUGGAGAUCUCCAAUAAGAUCAGGUUUGAUCAAUAUUCCCAGCCAAUCUGCCUGCCUCCUCGAGGAUACAGAUAUAACAAGGGGCAAGUGUGCAUUGUCAGUGGUUGGGGAAGUAAUGGCACAGGUAUCUAUAGUAAUUUAAUCGUGUUGAACUUAGACUAGAGUAUUCCGAAAAGAUGAGAGCAGCCGCCAUGCCGAUCCUGGAUCGGGAUGAGUGCAGGAAUGUCUCCAAGAUAUACUCCUCAGUCAGCAAAACAUCCUUCUGUGCAGGUUAUCUGAAUGGAGGGAUUGAUUCUUGUCAAGGGGACUCUGGAGGACCCUUUGCUUGUGAACAUAAUGGCAUCUUCUAUUUGGGAGGAAUCAUCAGCUGGGGAGAGGGAUGUGCUCAGAAAAAACAUCCGGGAAUCUACACCAUGAUCACUCCAUAUCUGUCUUGGAUUGAGAAUAUUACAACGAUCUCAUUUUAA
Molecule: messenger RNA, 7962 nt
Organism: Bursaphelenchus xylophilus (pine wood nematode)
Lineage: Eukaryota; Metazoa; Nematoda; Chromadorea; Rhabditida; Aphelenchoididae
Source: the annotation of a GenBank genome assembly